AUGAAUCCGGACAUUGCCAGCUCCGCGGGGCACGCCCAGGCGCCACCCCCGGGAGAUCGACCGCCGGCAGGCGUCGAAGCCGCGCCCGAAGCCCCCGCACAGGCGCCCACCGCCCCUCCUGUUCCCUCCCCAGGCCCCUCCGCGCCCGGGGGGAGCGCGGAGCAGCCGCCAUGUGCUCCGCAAGCCACCCCGCCGCCAGAUCAAGCCUCUGGCGCGCCACAGGCGCCCGCUCCCGCGCCCCAGCCGGCGCUGGACGCUCCGCCGCUCGCGCUGGGAGAACCCGCGCCAUCUCCGGCUGCGCCGGUGCUCGCCGCCGCGGCUGCGGCGCUGCCGCAGCCGGUGCCCGCGGGCGCAGCGGCGGCCCCGCCCGCGGCGCAGCCCGCGAGCCCGCCCCCGCCGGUGCUCGCGCCGCUGCCGGGCGGGACUCCCCCCGGGGACUUGAAGAUCGCGCCGGAGCUGAUCCCGACGAGCAUAGCGCCGUCUGACUUGCCGAAAGGCAUGGUGCUGCACCCGGCGAUCGCGAGCCUCGCGCAGGCGGCGCCGCCGGCGACGCCCGGGAGCACGAGCGGCGCGGCGGGCGCGACGACGGGCGGGCCGACUACGGCCGGCGCGACGACGGGCGGCGAGGACGACGCCGACAUGGAGGACGACGACAACGACGGCGACAAGACCGCGGCGGGCAAGACGUCGGCGAGCGGCGCCGCGGCCAACGCGGAGGAGGAGGGGGGGUGUGCCGUGUGCGACGGCGGCCACGACCCCGAGAAGCUGCUCAUGUGCGAGCUGUGCCCGCGGUACUACCACACGUACUGCCUGGACCCGCCGCUCAAGGGCAUCCCCGAGGGCAACUGGUACUGCCCGCAGUGCUACAAAGAUGGCACGGUCGUUGCGGCGCGCGCGGUGGAGAACAUGGGCCUGUCGCUGCUCGACACGGAGAAGGUCGUAGCGGAGCGCACGCGCGACGGCGUCCGCGAGUUCCACGUCAAGUUCCAGCACCGGAGCUUCCUGCACACGCUCUGGAUUCCUGCGACGCUGUACGACCACUUCAUCACCACGCUGAUCCAGGACAACGGCGCGGAGAAGUCGAUGGCGCUCGGGCUGAAGAAGCGCGUGACGUGCUGGAACCGCAAGCAGCGCGUCCGCGAGCAGCGCCGCGCGGCGAUGGUGGAGCGCGGGUACGAGGAGGUGCCCAGCAGCGACGACGAGGAGGGCGAGGGCGGCGCGGUCGCGGUCGAGGAGGACGGCGUGGACCCGAGCUGGCGGAUGGUGCACCGCGUGCUCGCGCGCGACCGCGACCGGUCCAGCAAGCAGAUGGUCUGCCUGGUCAAGUGGCAGAACCUCGACCACGAGUCGUGCACAUGGGAGUUCGAGAGCGAGAUGAACAAGCUCGAGGAGGGCCCGAUGCUGAUCGCGCGGUACGAGGCGACGUGCCGCCCGAUCACCGCGGCGGGCCCCGGCCCGCACGCCAAGGGCAAGAUUCUGAAGGUCCGCAAGGGGCAGGCGCAGCAGGACAUCUUCCCGCGGACGCCGGAGUACCUGGCGGGCGGGAACCUGCACGACUACCAGCUCGUCGGGCUGAACUGGCUGUUCAGCGCGUGGAUCAUGCGGAAGCACGUGAUCCUGGCCGACGAGAUGGGGUUGGGGAAGACGAUCCAGACCAUCGCGUAUCUGCGCGCGGUGAUGGAGGAGGGCACGGGGCGGCCGCACAUGGUCGUCGUGCCGCUCUCGACGCUCCCGAACUGGGAGCGCGAGUUCGAGCGCUGGGCGCCGGACAUGAACGUGGUGUCGCUGCGCGGCAACCAGGCCUCGCGCAAGGUGAUCCAGGACUACGAGCUUUUCUGCACGCCGACGCAGGCGUCGGCCGCGGGCGUGAAGACGCGGCCGGGGAAGAAGGGGCAGGUCGACCGCAUCAAGUUCCACGUCCUGCUGACGACGUACGAGAUGGCGAUGAAGGAGCGGCGGAUGCUGGAGCCCUUUGCGUGGGAGUGCCUGGUGGUGGACGAGGGGCACCGGCUCAAGUCGAGCGAGAGCAAGCUGUUCAAGGCGCUGCACGACUUCCGCACGGAGCAGCGCACGCUGCUGACGGGCACGCCGCUGCAGAACAACCUCGAGGAACUGUGGAUCCUGAUGCACUUUUUGGACGCGGAAAAGUUCUCGAACAAGCAGGGCGCGGGCUGGGGCGACUCGCUGGAGGACCUGAGCCAGGAGGACCAGGUCAAGCACCUGCACCGCACGCUCGCGCCCAACAUGCUGCGCCGCGUGAAGAAGGACGUGCUCCAGGAGCUGCCGCCGAAGAAGGAGCAGAUCGUGCGCGUGGAGCUCUCGGCGACGCAGAAGCGCUUCUACCGGCAGAUCCUGCAGAAGAACUUCCCGAGCCUCGGGCUGGUGACGGGGAACCCGCAGGACCGCGCCCCCGCGCUCAAAAACGUGCUGAUCGAGCUGCGCAAGUGCUGCAACCACCCGUGGCUGUUCGAGGAGCCGCCGAUGGGCGUGGACCCGAAGGCGGAGCUCAACGCCAUGCUCGCGAUGUCCGGGAAGCUGCAGCUCCUGCAGCAGAUGUGCGAGAAGCUCAAGGACCGGGGCCACCGCGUGCUGAUUUACAGCCAGUUCACGACGCUGCUGGACCUGCUCGAGCGGUGGUGCGACUACAACGGGUGGGGCUUCCAGCGCAUCGACGGGUCCGUGCCGUCGGUGCAGCGGCAGGCGUGCAUCGACCGCUUCAAUUCGGACCCGAAGCGGUUCUUCGUGUUCCUGCUGUCGACGCGCGCGGGCGGCCUGGGGAUCAACCUGGCGACGGCGGACACGGUCAUCAUCUACGACAGCGACUGGAACCCGCACAACGACCUGCAGGCGCAGGCGCGCGCACACCGCAUGGGGCAGAAGCGCGAGGUGAUGAUUUAUCGCCUCGUGUCGCGGAAGACGGUCGAGGAGCGCAUGAUGCAGCGCGCGAAGAGCAAGAUGGUCCUCGAGCACCUCGUCGUGCGGCGCAUGGGCAAGGACGCGAUGAAGCAGAAGGAGCUCGACGACAUUCUGCGCUACGGCGCGCAGGACCUGUUCGAGGAGGACGACGGCGACGCGGGGGGCGCGGGGGACGACGGCGGCGACGAGGGCGCGCACGAGGGGCCGACGAAGCCCGGGGAGACGUACGAGGAGGGCAAGAUACGCCGGGAGCUGCAGCGGCUCAAGGACGGGCGCAUUUACCAGUAUUCGUACAACGAGGGGAUGCUGGCGAAGGAGCGGCGGAGGCAGCAGGAGGAGGAGCGGAAGGCGAUCGUGUGGACGGACGACGCGAUCGAGCGGCUGCUGAACCGGCAGCAGGCGUGGGAGGACGCGGAGGAGGAGGAGGCGGGCGCCGACGCGGGCGGGGGGGGGGAGUAUUUGGACAACUUCAAGGUGGCGGACUUCUCGCUGCAGGAGAAGGCCGGGAACGACGCGCUCGUCGUCGACGAGGCCGGGCGGCCCGCGGACGCGGCGGCUGCGGCUGCGGGCGCGGCGGACGGCGCCGCUGCCAAGGAGACCCCGCCGGCGAACUUCUGGGCGUCGCUGCUCGGCAAGUCGCUCGAGGAGCUCCAGGCGGCCGUGAGCGCGCGCGAGGCGGCCGCGGAGCUCGCGAUGGAGGGCCCGCGGAACACGCGCACCAAGGUGGACUUCAAGGCCAUCUUUGAGCAGCAGGAGCGCGUGGACGAGGAGGACGACCCGAGCGACGAGGAGCUGGACGAGGAGGAGCUCGCGGCGCGCGAGGCGGCGCGGAAGCGCGCGAAGAAGGGCCGCGGCGUCGGGGUUGGGACCGGCGACACGUCGGACGAGGAGUUCAAGGCGGUGAUCUACAAGCCGCGGGAGCCGAAGCCGGCGCAGAUCGGGCCGGACGGGCAGCCGAUCAAGCGGAAGCGCGGGCGGCCGAAGCGGGAGCGCGACGCGGCGUCGGAGCGCUCGGCGGGCGCGGCGGGGCCGGACAGCAGCGGGCCGUGGGCGCACGCGAUCACGCGGCACGACGGCAAGGGGUACGAGAUCCUGGGCUUCAGCAAGCUCCAGCGCGAGCAGUUCCUCAAGGCGCUCACGACCUUCGGCGUCAACUACGACCCCGACGUCGGCCGCAACGUGUGGACGAGUUUCCGCACGCGGUCGUCGCUGGUGCACAAGACGGACGCGGAGCUCGACGAGUACCUCGCGCUGGUCACGGAGCACCUCGACGCGCACGCCGAGGCCGAGCGCACGGCCAAGGAGGCCGGGGAGAAGGUGCCCAAGGACUUGGUGUUUGUCGGGGACAUUCCCAAGGAGGUGACUUUGGGGAAGAAGAGCGGGACGGAGAUCAAGAAGGCGGUCGCGGAGUUCGUGAAGAUCCGCGAGGCCGUGCGCAAGUUCGACGGGAAGCCCGCGGAGGAGAUCUCGUUUGGGCCGCUCCAGCCCAAGCGGCUGCCGCAGACCACGCACUGGACGCUGGUGCACGACAUCGACCUGCUGAAGGCCGUGCUGCUCCACGGGGGGUCCAACUGGAAGACGCUGCUGAGCGAGGAGUCGCGGCUGCAGGAGACGGUGCGCAGGGAGUCGAGCCUGCCCAACCCGGAGAACGCGACGGAGGAGACGAUCCGGGCGUCGUCGGCGUGGGAGGCCUUCGUGGUGAAGUGGCGCAAGGAGAAGGCGGACAAGGCGGCGGCGGAGGCGGCGGAGGCGGCGGCGGCGGCGGCGGCGGCGGGCGGCGAGACGCAGCCCAACGGCGAGGGCGCCGGGGCCGCAAAGCCCGCCGCCGCCGCGGCGGCGACGCCGCCGAAGCCCGCGGGCGACGCGCCCGCUGCGGGGGACGCCGCCCCGGCGACGGAGGGCGAGAACGGCGCGCCGUCCGGUCCGACGGUUGCGCCGCUCACUGAGGAGGAGGAGAGAGAGAUUAUGAAGCAGGCGCUCGAGGGCAUUGGGACGCACGUGCGGAACCGCGAGACGUACUUCGUGACGACGCGCUUCAAGCACCUCAAGGAGUGCCUGAUGUUCGAGGAGAGAGCGGAGGGCGGCGACGGCGGGAGCGGCAGCGGCGUGGGGGCGGCCGGGGCCGCGCCUGCCCCGCGGGCGGCGGGAGGUGGCGCGGCCGGGGCCGCGCCCGUGCCCAUGGGCGGUGGUGCGGGGGCGCCGGCCGCGGUGGCGGCGCCCGCGGUGCGGCCGGCGGUGGUCGCGGUGGCGGACCCAGUGGGCACGCUGACGCGGCUGGUGGCGGAGCACCAGCGGAUCAGCCACGCGCUCGGGAACAAGCUGAAGGAGUUCGAGGUGCUGACGAAGGCGCUGAACGACGCGGAGGCGGCGCCGUCACAGAGGACACAAAACACCAAGGAGUCGUCGCGCGUGCACGAUGCCAUGCUGUCGCUCUCGGCGCAGCUCCAGGAGGUGCACAAGCAGGCCAUGGCGGUCAUCCAGGCCUCGCCGGACGUCGUCGCGCAGGUCGAGGGCGCGGAGAAGCUCCUCCCGGUGCCAGGGGUGCAGGGUGCUGACAUGGGCGGAGGAGGAGGACAGAAGCGGCCGCGCGAGGAGGAGGCCGCGGGCGAGGGCCCCACGAAGCGACAGGAGGUGUGA
Messenger RNA from Pedinophyceae sp. YPF-701, 5553 nucleotides. NCBI's taxonomy places the organism in Eukaryota, Viridiplantae, Chlorophyta, Pedinophyceae. The record is from the annotation of a GenBank genome assembly.